AUCUUUUCCAACGAAAACAUUUGUAAACAAACAAAAUAACAUAGACUCCUGCUGGUGAAAGAAGGGGGUUUACAUAUAUUUAUAUUUUGCCCUCAGGGCGGUUUUCCGAUUAAUCGGAAACCGCUCAAAACGUUUGAUUUUGUAUUUUUAUGUUUAAAAUUGCAGCAGGGAACAAAGUAAGAUUUCAAAUCUUAGUGAAUUGUGUUUGUGUUGAAGUCAUAGAAAUUGCAUUUUUCUAUUUGCUUUAUCAUAGUGAAAAGCAUAACUUUGAUAUAUAAGCUUUUUUGUCUUUUGCUUUUGUUAAAUUGUCCUUGUUGUCACAUUUCAUUCUGGGUAUUGGAUAAAAGGUUUGAUCAACCUGUUUCUUUCUGCUUGUCGUUUUUUGAAUCCUCUGAAGAUAAUUUCUUCACAUUUCUUUGUAUUUAAUUUUAAAGGGGGAAACUUUUUCAAAUCUGUAUGCAUUUUGAAGGACUAAGAGAUUCCUGCUUUGAGUUGGGUUUUGGAGCCCAAUUCAAUAGACACCACAAUUUUCCACAUCAAAUUUCCCAAGAGGGAAAUAGCAGAAAAAAUGGCCAGAGAUUGCCAAUGUCAAUGUGCCACUCUUCAGCCUGAUGAAUGGGUGAAGGGCAAGUUGGUUGGAUCAGGAUCUUUUGGCACUGUCCAUUUGGCCAUGAACAAGGCCACUGGAGGACUAUUUGUUGUGAAGUCCGCGCAGUCUGGGGCUGGACUUAAGGCCCUAGAGAAUGAAGCUAAAAUCCUCCAGAGUUUGAAUUCACAGUAUGUUGUCCAUUGUAUAGGGAGGGAUACGUUGAGUGGAUCAAAUGGUGGACACAAACUCAAUGUCUUCAUGGAGUACAUGGGAGGAGGUAGUUUGUCGGAUGUGGCAGAAAAAUUUGGAGGGGUGCUAGAAGAGGAGGUGAUUCGAUUGUAUACGAGAGAGAUUCUUCAUGGACUUAAGUAUCUUCAUGAGAAUGAGAUUGUGCAUUGUGAUAUAAAGUGCAAGAAUGUACUUUUAGGCUCAUCAGGGAAUGUCAAAUUGGCUGAUUUUGGUUGUGCAAAGAGAAUCAAGGAAAUCAAGGCUAAUGACUGUAUAUCAGGUUUAUGGAAUUAUAUUGGUGGGACUCCAUUGUGGAUGGCUCCUGAAGUUUUGAGAAAUGAAGGGCUGGACUUUGCUUCUGAUAUUUGGUCAUUGGGAUGCACAGUUAUUGAAAUGGCAACUGGCAGGCCUCCUUGGAGUGAAGAGAUUUCAAAUCCAAAAGCUGCAGUUUUGAAGAUUGCAUGUAGCAAUGAGAGACCUCAGUUCCCAACUCAGCUCUCAAAGGAUGGUGAGCAUUUUUUGGCCAAGUGCUUGGAGAGAGACCCCCAAAUAAGGUGGACAUCUGUGGAAUUGCUUAACCAUCCCUUUGUUUCUGGGAAUUCAAUGAGGAUGGAUACAAGAAAGGAACAUAUAUGCUCACCAGCAAGUAUCUUGGACAUUGGAAAUUAUGAUUUGGAUGUUUCGGAGAGUUCUAAUUUAGAUGAGUUCCCCAGCAAAAACCCAUUUUCAAGGUGUUGUAGUGAAAUCAACGAAACAACAAGAGGAGAGCUGGCAGAAAGUGACUUGGCUUCAUCAGAGAUUUGGGUUACUGUCAGGUCUGGUGGAAGCUUGUAAAAUAGAUACCACAUUUGGAUCAAAUGUAGAUUUAGAGACAGUGCAAAUGUAGACAGAAAAGUUUGAAAUGUACAUAAGAGAGAUAUAUUUGAAUGUACAGCUUACAAGUAGAAAGAGAGAGGUUGUCAA
Messenger RNA from Quercus lobata, 1780 nucleotides. RefSeq names its product mitogen-activated protein kinase kinase kinase 17-like. The record is from RefSeq and is a predicted model, not a curated record. NCBI's taxonomy places the organism in Eukaryota, Viridiplantae, Streptophyta, Magnoliopsida, Fagales, Fagaceae. Gene Ontology annotation, molecular function: protein kinase activity; ATP binding. The coding region runs from base 569 to 1651 and encodes 360 amino acids. Gene Ontology annotation, biological process: protein phosphorylation; signal transduction. The transcript has a single exon.